AUGAAGAUCAAACCCAUCGACGUUCUAACGGAGAGUUAUGGACGAAAAUGGGCUGAUGUGGAUUUUAUGUGGAUAUGGAGUUUCGCGACAGAAGAUGAAGAUUAUCAAGGAGUAGAAGAUACGGAUUUCGUGCUAUACGUCAGUGCUGUGGAGACUGAGAGGUGUCGCCGUGGGCAGACGGUGGCUUACGCUUCUCAUUGCCAGCAGGAAGCAGCGUUGGACAGGCCAGUAGCUGGACAUGCCAACUUUUGUCCUGGGGAGCUGUCCACCAACAACAGGGACCUUCCAUCAGUGUUGUCCACAGUCAAACAUGAAAUGUUACACGCUCUGGGCUUCAGUGUAUCAUUGUUCGCGUUUUACAGAGAUGAAAAUGGAGAGCCGUUAACGGAAAGAAGACCAGACACUGGGAAUCCACCGAUGGACGAAGAAUUACAAAUCCACAAAUGGUCAGAUCGCGUCGUGAAGAAUAUAACGAGGAAAAACUGGAUGAUCCGAGGAGGAUACAUGGAGCGGACUUUUCAUAUGGUGGUCACUCCCAGAGUAGUUAGAGAGGUGCGAGAUCACUUUAACUGUUCAGAAUUGGAAGGUGCUGAAUUGGAAGACCAGGGCGGAGAUGGUACAGCACUUACUCAUUGGGAGAAGAGGAUUUUUGAGAAUGAAGCUAUGACCGGUACUCAUACCCAGAACUCGGUCUUCAGCCGGAUAACCUUCGCCCUCAUGGAAGAUACUGGAUGGUACCGCGCCAAUUACGAACUCGCCACCCCCCUGGACUGGGGCAAAGGCCUAGGGUGCAAGUUUUCAAUGGUGUCCUGCAAACAAUGGCUCAAUUCGCAAAGGCGAAAGAAUCCGGCUCCCUUCUGUGAGAGGAUCAAAGGGAAUCCUUUAAGAACAGAGUGCUCGCCGCGUCGUAACGCCGUGGUCCUCUGCAACCUCGUCCUACAUGAUACCAUACUCCCCAGAGCUUAUCAGCAUUUUGAUACGCUGCCGAACGUGGCUCCUGGCGAGGAGGCCCACUAUGGCGGCUCCGUAUCCCUGGCAGACUACUGUCCCUACCUCCAGGAGUUUACUUGGAGACACAAGAGUGUCCUCGUCAGAGGCAGCCGGUGUUCUUACGAAGAAAAUACGCCGAAAAGUGACGUGAAUUUCGCUUUAGAAAAUUAUGGAGCGCACUCCAAGUGUUUUGACCAUAGUGACCGGGUUUGGGAGCAAAAAUCGUGUAGACAGAUUAGAGAAUGGCAACACUGGGGUUCGGGUUGCUACAAAUAUAAAUGUGAAAGCGGUCGGCUGCAUAUUGUGGUCGGUAACUAUUCAUACACGUGCUUCCACGCGAGCCAAGUACUCCAAAUAAGGAUAAUCAAAAAAGGGUGGUUACACAAAGGAGGCGUGGUCUGUCCGCCGUGCCGAGAAGUUUGCAAGGAAGAGUUUGCGUCCCGAAACGAAUAUUGCAAAGGUGGGGAAGAACCUUUGCCGCCAAAUUUAUACCACAAUGACGUUUUAACAUGUUCAGCCGUCAACUUGACAUCUCCCGCCUUUUUACUCAGCGCCAUUUUGAUUUUAAUAUUCAGUUUAAAAUAGGUAUAUUUUUUUGUAUUCGUAUUUAUUUAUUUUGUAGACUCGUAUUUAAG
Molecule: messenger RNA, 1625 nt
Organism: Spodoptera exigua (beet armyworm)
Lineage: Eukaryota; Metazoa; Arthropoda; Insecta; Lepidoptera; Noctuidae
Source: the annotation of a GenBank genome assembly